Odontomachus brunneus is the source of this 2141-nucleotide messenger RNA. RefSeq names its product probable medium-chain specific acyl-CoA dehydrogenase, mitochondrial (gene Mcad). NCBI's taxonomy places the organism in Eukaryota, Metazoa, Arthropoda, Insecta, Hymenoptera, Formicidae. Gene Ontology annotation, cellular component: mitochondrion. Gene Ontology annotation, biological process: medium-chain fatty acid catabolic process; fatty acid beta-oxidation. The record is from RefSeq and is a predicted model, not a curated record. The transcript is spliced from 11 exons. Bases 382 to 1620 code for a protein of 412 amino acids. Gene Ontology annotation, molecular function: flavin adenine dinucleotide binding; medium-chain fatty acyl-CoA dehydrogenase activity.
GUACUGCUGAGAGUUCCGUUAGCCAUAUAAUAGUAUUACACAUAUGUAGUAUUACAUAUAUGCUGCAUAUUAUCGGUAUGACAGAUUUCCUAAUCUAACGCACCGUUAACUUUGUCGGCUAAUAUCUCGCUACCGGCGCAGAACGACGAUUUUGUCAAAUAAAAAAGUUGUUUCUCGUGCAAAAACGCGUCGAUUGAGCCUACUUUCAUCAAAAUCGGAGGUUAUCGAAUUUAGCACGAUAAUAUAGAGAACUUAUUCCUUGUGCGUCAUCAUCCAGUCUGUGUUACUUACUGUGUGAAUUAGCAACUGCAUAAAACUUAAAAUAAUAUUAUCAUUGUUGUCACGAACAAAAUAUUUUCAAUAUGAUGCUCAAAAAAGUAAAUGUUCAAUCCCAGAAUGUGUUUAAAUAUGAUGCGACCAUUCUCAGCAGCUGCUGAGACGAUUAAAGGAUUUAAUUUAGAAUUAUCUGAUACUCAAAAAGAAAUUCAAGAACUAGCACGAAAGUUCUGCAGAGAAGAGAUCCUGCCGUCAGCUGCAGAAUAUGAUAAAAGCGGAAAAUAUCCAUGGGAUAUUAUCAAAAAAGCAUGGAACAUUGGUAUUUUGAAUCCACAUAUUCCACAACAUUGUGGUGGUCUUGAAAAUGGUGUUUUUAAUGGUUGCUUGUUGGUAGAAGAGUUUGGAUAUGGUUGUACAGGAAUAGGAACUGCAAUAGCUACAACAAAUCUUGGACAAACUCCUGUUAUCAUAGCUGGAAAUAAAGAACAACAAAAGAAAUAUCUUGGAAGAUUAAUAGAAGAACCACAUGUUGCGGCAUAUUGUGUCACUGAGCCUGGUGCAGGAUCUGAUGUAGCGGGUAUUAAAACUAAAGCUGAAAAGAAAGGAAAGGAGUGGAUAAUCAAUGGGACAAAGAUGUGGAUUACGAAUGGUGGUGUUGCUAACUGGUACUUUGUUCUGGCAAGAACAAAUCCUGAUCCAAAAGCACCAGCUAGUAAGGCUUUCACAGGUUUCAUUGUGGAUCGUGAUACCCCUGGUGUGACUCCUGGCCGUAAGGAAUUAAAUAUGGGACAACGAGCAUCUGAUACACGGAUGAUAACAUUUGAAGACGUUCGCGUUCCUGAAGAGAACGUGUUGAUUGGAGAAGGACAAGGCUUCCCUAUAGCUAUGAAAACUUUCGACAGGACACGACCAAGUGUUGCUGCAAUGGCAGUUGGCUUAGCUCAAAGAGCUCUAGACGAAGCAACAAAGUAUGCAAUGGAGCGCAAAACUUUUGGCAGAUCGAUAGCAGAGCAUCAAGCAGUGGCAUUUAUGAUAGCCGAUAUGGUUAUUGGCGUCGAAACUGCUAGAAUGGCAACACUGAGAGCAGCUUGGGCCACCGAUGAAGGGCUACCGAAUGCCACUCCGCUUGCUAGUGUUGCAAAAUGUUAUGCUGCUGAUGUAGCUAAUAAAUGUGCUACUGAUGCUGUGCAGGUUUAUGGUGGCGCCGGUUUUAAUACUGAAUAUCCAGUGGAGAAACUCAUGCGCGAUGCUAAAAUCUUCCAAAUAUACGAAGGCACCGCACAAAUUCAGAGAUUGAUCAUAUCACGCGCCUUCUUUAGUCAAGCUAAACAACAAAAUAAUUAAAGAGAGAAACGUGUGUCAAAUUGAUUUAUAAUUUGUACAAUCACGAUUUAUAUAACUACAAAUUGUUUAUUGCCGCAAAUAUCAGUAUCAAAUAUGCAAAGUGCCUUAUAACAAUCAGCUAAAGAUUAGUAUAUUAUGGAUCAAAGUAUGGAAGCAUCUAUCUCCUCUUUUGCAUAUAUAAAUAAAUUUUCUAGUGUAUUUUAUGAAAGAAAUUCGACCAAUAAGAAAUAUUUAUUAUUAUUGUGAUAUAUACAUUGGAUGUUAUGAAAAAACCAAUGGUAUAAUUAAUAUAUUAUUAUAGUAUAUUAGUAUUAUUAUAGUAAUUAUUAUAAGACACAUUGUAUAUAUCUUUUAUAUACUCAAUAAUAUACAGAGAAGGGACAUAAUUUUUAUAUUUCAAGAUAUACAAAAUGUAUCUUUUAUAUAAAUGUUGAUAUAUAUACCAAUAUAUUUUUUGUAUACUUACGAGAUUUAUAAAUGUAAAGACUGUAUAACAAUAAUACAAACUGUUGGAAGAGAUA